AUGGAACCACAAAAGAAAGAAAAAGUUGAAAAAGCAACAGGUGGUCGAACAAUAUGGCGAAAUUUAAUUUGGCUAAUUAUCCUUUUUGCAUAUUCUUUCAUUGGUGGUAUUGUUUUUAGCGCUAUUGAAGGCAACAACGAUAAAAAUGAAAUUAUGAUGAAAUAUAAACAUCAAAUGGAUCUUUAUGAAAAGCGCAAAACAUAUCAAACAAAAAUUUUCAAGAAAUUAUGGGAAAUUGGCAAUGAUGAAUUAUAUUUGCAAAAUAAAAGUAUUAGCAUAUCGGAGAUAGAAAAUCAAAAAAUCAAACUUGCCAGAGAUGUAUUCAGCUGGUAUGAACAAGAAUUAGGAAUCGAAAUUAAGCUACCAGUAAUGGAGGAUACAAAAUGGAAUAUUUGGGGCGGUGUUUAUUAUUCUGCAAGCUUAUAUACUACUAUUGGUUAUGGAAAUUUUCAUCCCAUAACAACCGCCGGUCGUAUAAUAUCGAUGAUUUAUGCAUUUUGUGGUAUACCAUUAGUUUUUACAAUUCUUUUGGAAUGGGGUUUUUUGUAUUAUACCUGGUUGAAUAUGUUUUGGAAAUGGUUUAAUUUGAAAUUAUGUUCAAAUUCAAUGAAAAAACAUCACAAAAGACGUCUUGAAAAAGAAAAAAGUCGCCGUGCUGGAAGUGACUUAUCACUUAGAUUGACAUCACUGGGACCAUUAACUCAAUUAUCUCAAACAAAUGAUGACCUUCAUCAGACUGAUCAUCAGAUAGAAAGUGGUAAAAAGAUAUCCCAGCUACCAAUUGAACUUAGCGAAGUGGAAAAACAACGUACUGUGCCGCUUAAGGCUGCAUUCAUAUUUUUCUUUUCAUGGAUUAUAAUCAGUGCUUUUGUAGUGCGACUCUGGGAGACUAAUUGGACCUAUUUUACUGCUUACUAUUACUUCUUUACCUCACUUACUACAAUCGGACUUGGUGAUGUUGUCACAGAAACACCAAAUUAUAUUAUUUUCAAUUUGGCUCUUACAAUGAUAGGUCUUUCCGUGGUUGGCUUAUGCGUUUCCAUUGUACAGGCGAAAAUUCGUUUAAUCUUUGACCGGAUGAUUCGUUCAAUCGAUAGCCAAUAUCGAAUAAGACAGAUCGAUCCGGAUGUGGCCACAAUGACUGUAAUACCGGAUGAGAAAGAAGGUGUUAAAAGGCUCUGUGAAGCACAACCAAUACAAGAUCGUCUCAUUUACAUAGCAAUGGAUGAACACAAAAAGCAGCUUCUUGAAGACAGAUGGAGACAGAGAAGUUCUAUGGUAAAUAGGAUAACCCAAACCAGGCCAAAUCGUGCAGACAAAUGUAUCCAGACCGGCCAAAGAGUUGAUGAACAACCAGUAAGAUUGGAAAGACCUGAUGAUUGGGAAAGCGGAAGCAGUACGUUAUCGGAUGAAGAUGUUAUGGAUUACGAUUCCAUCACUGGAAAACGAAUUGUACCGCCAAGCGCUCGACGAUAUAUAUAUACGGUUUUUGACUAA
Messenger RNA from Cercopithifilaria johnstoni, 1497 nucleotides. The record is from the annotation of a GenBank genome assembly. Lineage: Eukaryota; Metazoa; Nematoda; Chromadorea; Rhabditida; Onchocercidae.